Messenger RNA from Saxophila tyrrhenica, 969 nucleotides. RefSeq lists its product as uncharacterized. The transcript has a single exon. Bases 1 to 969 code for a protein of 322 amino acids. The record is from RefSeq and is a predicted model, not a curated record. Lineage: Eukaryota; Fungi; Ascomycota; Dothideomycetes; Mycosphaerellales; Extremaceae.
AUGCCUACAUCUGCGCCCAAACCCGCCAAACCGAAGAUCUCGCCGUCCUGGGAUGCCUUCAACUCCAGCGCGACUGGCCACCAACGAGCAGACAACAGGCUGGGCGGCAGCACUUCGUGGCGCAAAUCGCGAACGCUGAAGCUACACCAGCAGUUCUAUGGAGGCGCUGGAGGCGGGAAGCGGGUAUCGGAUACUGUGGGAGCGGGCAGUCUUGACUUUGGAAAAGAUGGGAGGACGGAGAAUGGUGGAUGGGUGAAAGGGGCGUCUGGGCUACGGAAAGGUGGGCAGCAAAGCAUCCUGGACGCUGGAGGUGUGAAGGUGGAGAAGGACGUCGAAAGACCCGCGAAGAGAGUGAAGACCGGGCAAGUAGAUGACGAGGCUACAAAGGUUACGAAUCCAUUUACGCCGUUCAAGAGGGAGGAUGGAAGUAUCCGCGAGGCCAGCUGGACAUCGCAUGAGACUUCACCAUCUCAUCUGUUAUCGCCCAUCAACUCUAGCAACACGAGCCAGACACCUACGGUAGAGGAAACCGCAGAGGAUACUGGCGAGAAUGAACUACCACCACCACAGAUCUUCGCAGGCCUCGUUCUCUACGUCAACGGCAACUGCGGUGAGGAUAUAUCAGAUCACAAACUCAAGCGCAUCUGGUACGAGCACGGCGGGCAGACGUCAAUUCACCUAGCAAGACGUACGGUCUCUCACGUCGUCAUUGGCCGGCCGAACAGCAACGGCGGCUCAGGUGGUGGACUGGCAGGGAGCAAGAUUCAGAAAGAGGUGGCUAAGAAAGGUGGACCAGUGGUGAAGUUUGUGACUGCUGAAUGGGUUACUGAGAGCAUCAAGGCUGGCAGAAGACUACCUGAGUCGCGGUUCGCGGCUCUGAGCUUCGCGCCACAGGGCGUGACGAGUGUUGCCAGCAUGUUUGGGCAGAAGACGAAUAGUCCUGCGCAAGCUUCGAAGGGGAAGGGAUGA